AUGUUACCGUCUAGAUCAGAGAUCCUCAUGAAUUCAUUCUACUUUGGGCCCAACGAUUCAGUUAUCGAGAGAGCUCAGGAUAAGCCCGAGCCAGAGGAUUAUCUCGGCUACACAUCCAUGAUGAACCCGGUGCCUUUAAUCACAAAGGCCGUCAUUGUCUGUAUUCACUACUUCAACACUCGUGGUGAACUUCGAUCUCACAACGCCAGCGGCAUAGCUGCCUUUUUACAACAAGUUUACGGCUGCCCUGCUGAGAACAUCAUCAUACUAUCCGACAUAUACUCUCGACCGACGAGUCAACCUACCAAGCGUGCUAUUCUGCAAGCGAUAAAUUGGCUCUUUUCGGGAUCCUUACCUGGAGACCGCCUGUUCUUUUACUCCAGCGGUAGGACGUCCCCGCCGAAUCAGGGAUAUGACGGGACGCUGACAAGCCAGGGCACGGCCAACCAGAUAAACCGAUAUUUCCGGUCGAUUUCAGAGAAGCAGGGUUCAUAA
Messenger RNA from Fusarium tjaetaba, 495 nucleotides. RefSeq names its product metacaspase-1. The coding region runs from base 1 to 495 and encodes 164 amino acids. The transcript has a single exon. The record is from RefSeq and is a predicted model, not a curated record. NCBI's taxonomy places the organism in Eukaryota, Fungi, Ascomycota, Sordariomycetes, Hypocreales, Nectriaceae.